AUGACUGCACAUGGCAAGAACGACGACUAUGAAGAGACUCUUCUCCAGACGAAUACGAAAUUGGCAGAAGAAGCAAAGAAUGGUAAUCAUGACGGCAAUCCAUCCGUUUCGGACGACGACGCAUCAAACUCGAUCGACGCCAUCAUUGACGCGAAGAGUUACGACCCUGUACUGACUCGAAAGAUGGCUCUCGUCAACUCGGCCAUUGAUGGAAUUGGCAUAAGCCGCUUUCAAUGGAAGCUAUCUUUCCUCAACGGGUUUGGCUAUGCCGUUGAUUCUUCGCUCAUCGUUUGCCAGUCCAUUGCGAACCCGGCGGUGCAGCAGGAAUAUGGCCGGCCGACAGCCCGUAUCGUGGGGAUCCCCCUCGGCUCCCAAGUCGGACUGCUGCUCGGCGCCGGGCUUUGGGGCUUCUCUGCCGACAUCAUCGGUCCAAGGUUUGCCUUUCAGACCAGUCUCUUUUCCUGCGCCAUCUUUGUCGCUAUCGCCGGUAGUAUGCCUGGCUACAUUUCCUUUGCCGCCAUAGGGGCAAUUUACUCGGCCGGCGCCGGAGGUAAUUACAUCAUCGACACCAGAAGCUUUCUCGAGUUCCUGCCCACCUCGCACUUGUGGCUGAUUUCGUUCAUGGCCUGGUGGGCGGUCGGCUAUCUCGUCACCGGGCUGCUCGCCUCGGCCUUUAUGAGCCGCUUCAACUGUCCGCCCCCGCAUGGUGUCGCGCCGCAGAGGUGCGCUCGCGCGGACAACAUGGGCUGGCGCUACCUGCACUUCACCUGUGGCGGCCUCGUGCUCGUCGCGGCCCUCGCGCGCAAGCUGCUCGUCAGGAUGUCGCACACCCGUGACGAGGAGGUGGUGACGGCGGUCGACGCGGUGGCGGCGCAGGCCAGGCGUCCACACAGCCUGACGCUGGCCCUGGCCGAGGGCGUCACACGGCUGCUAGCGUACUCGACGACCAUGAUCUUUGCGAAUUGGUUCGUCAUCGGCAUGGUGUCGCCGCUGUACUCGGUCUUCCUCCCGUUCUCUCUGCAGAGCAGGGGCGCGGACACGGGCGAUGGCUCGAAUCACCAGACGUGGCGAGACUAUGCCGUCAACCAGACGGCGGGGCUGAUUGGCCCUAUUAUCGCCGCCGUCUUCGUGGAAAGCAGGCACUUUAGGCGAAGAGAUACCCUGGCCGUCGGUGCGUUGAUUACCAUGGUGCUUCAGUUUGGCUAUAUCCAGAUUGACACCGAGCCUCAGAAUCUUGGCAAUCCCGGCCGCCACUACCGCCGCCUCGUGAACAUUACAACCCCCCACCCCUGA
Cordyceps militaris CM01 is the source of this 1293-nucleotide messenger RNA. Its product is annotated as sugar transporter, putative. The record is from RefSeq and is a predicted model, not a curated record. The coding region runs from base 1 to 1293 and encodes 430 amino acids. The transcript is spliced from 4 exons. Lineage: Eukaryota; Fungi; Ascomycota; Sordariomycetes; Hypocreales; Cordycipitaceae.